This is a messenger RNA of Loa loa (African eye worm), 500 nucleotides long. RefSeq lists its product as hypothetical. The annotation marks the transcript as partial. The transcript has 3 exons. The record is from RefSeq and is a predicted model, not a curated record. NCBI's taxonomy places the organism in Eukaryota, Metazoa, Nematoda, Chromadorea, Rhabditida, Onchocercidae.
GAACUCUCUAAAGCAACGUCUUUAUCUUAUCGGCACCAAUAUUCAGUUGAUAGGGAAGUAUCAACAUCGAAUUUUAAUGCUCCAUUAAAUUUAUGUGAAUUAUUUAACGACGAAAUUAUGAAUAACGAAAGUAUCAGUUUGCCAAUGUCAGUUUUUCAAGGAGAAUUAAAUGAACACGGUAUCGCACAAGACAAAUCUAAAGGAUUGUUGUCAUUAUUAGAUGGAAUUAUCAUUAGAAUUAUUGAAAAAUUGAGUUCCGAAGAUAUAGCUAACUUAGCAGAUACUUGCAUUAAACUUCGAGAGGUUGUACGAAAAAUGACAACAGGUGAUGACAGUUUAUCCGAUUUCAGCAUUGAAAGCAUUGAUGAAUUAGACUGCACCUGCGAAUAAAACGAACCAUUUGACUGUUUCAGUUUUUUUUGAAUUUCGUAUUAGAUAUACUGCAAGCGGAAACUUGGUAACAAGAAAAUCAUUGUUACCGAGUUUUAUCGUUAUUGCCG